AGCUUUGCUUUUCAUGACAAAGGAUUAACAGUAUCACAGCAAGAGGGAUCUCAAACACCUCAGGUAAUAUUCUUUAUAACCCUCAACUGAAAGCUUGUCAGGUUUAAUUUUUGCAGUGAGUAUUGAGUCUUAACUGCUGUUGUUAAACAUUAUUUCUAUGAAGGAAUAUUUACAAAAAAGAAAUUCCAUCUUGAGCUUUUACGCACAGAGUCUUAAGUGUCACAGAUACACUUUUUUUUUUUUUUUUUUUUUUUUUGAGAACAAGCAUCUCCUCUCAGACAAUCUGUCAUUGGUUUAUAAAAAUAGAAGAACAGGAGGAUUUGUUUUCAGCGUGAGGUGGAUUUCUGUUUUCUUCACUUCAUUCACACCGCGUGGGUUACGCUCACUCCACUUCAGCAACGCCGUGCUCCAAGCAUCAGGACCAAUCUCUCUUUCUCACAGAAGGGAGUCUGGAGCAGCAGAUCUGUCUGAGGACCCUCGGGGAAUGGCCCCUGAACACGAUGGCUCCAACAUCACCACGGCCCCCAGCAGAAUUCUGGCCAACCAGUUUGCGCAGCCAGCCUGGCGCGUGGCGCUCUGGUCCGUGGCUUACAUCACGGUGCUGCUGGUGGCUGUCUUCGGCAACUUGAUCGUAAUUUGGAUCGUUCUUGCGCACAAACGGAUGAGGACCGUGACGAACUACUUCCUACUGAACCUGGCUUUCUCAGACGCAUCCAUGGCUGCCUUCAACACCCUCAUCAACUUCAUUUACGCAGCCCACGGAGACUGGUACUUUGGGGAGGUCUACUGCAGGUUUCACAACUUCUUCCCGGUCACAGCUGUGUUUGCCAGCAUCUACUCCAUGACAGCCAUAGCCUUGGACAGAUACAUGGCAAUCAUUCACCCUCUGAAGCCUCGACUCUCUGCAAAAGCCACAUUGGGAGUUAUCUUCUGUAUCUGGACCCUAGCUGUGGUCCUGGCCUUCCCUCUCUGCUACUUCUCCACCACCAGAACAUUACCAGGCAGAACUUUCUGCUACGUGGCCUGGCCCCGAAUGGCUGACGACCCUUUUAUGUAUCACAUCAUAGUUACUGUUCUGGUUUACAUUCUGCCAUUAGCUGUGAUGGGCAUCACUUACACUGUAAUCGGAGUAUCGCUGUGGGGAAGUGAGAUCCCUGGAGACUCAUCGGAAAACUACCACACACAACUUCAGGCCAAAAGAAAGGUGGUGAAAAUGAUGAUCAUUGUGGUUGUGACCUUUGCCCUCUGCUGGCUGCCGUAUCACGUCUACUUCAUUGUGACCGGCCUCAAUAAGAGUCUUAUUAGGUGGAAGUACAUCCAGCAGGUUUACCUGUCAGUGCUGUGGCUUGCCAUGAGCUCCACCAUGUAUAACCCCAUUAUCUACUGCUGCCUCAACAGCAGGUUCAGGGCCGGCUUCAAGCAAGUCUUCCGCUGCUGUCCCUUCAUCCAGAUGUCAAGUUACGACGAGCUGGAGCUCCAAAGCACCAGACUUCGACCUUGUCACCAAAGCAGCAUGUGCACCCUCUCUAGAGUAGACACCUGCAUCCUGAGUAAAAACAAGAGUAUUUCCCCUGGGAGAAACAGGUCAAAGGCAGACUCUGAGCAGAGUAAUAAAGACAGCUAGACUCCACACACACACCCAUCUUGUUCGCUUCUCAGAAUAUUCUGUUUACAAUAUUUUUAACUGCUUCUGUUCCUAUAUCAGACACUUAUGAAGUGGUUUACAUAUAAUUUAAGCCUCUUGAACGGUGAAGAGGAUAAUGUUGCACUGAUAGUUGUGCUUCAGUUUUCAUUGUUGUGCAAAACAUUACGUUUGCCUCACCCAACUCUUAAGCAAGUCAAAAAAUGCUUCCACCGCUCUAUUGUCCAUGUACAACUGACACAAGAGCGGCUUCUUAAGAAAACAGGAAACUUUCAGAGAGGAUACACGAGUGUCUGAGCCAACUGGGAGGUGGUUGUUGUUCAAUAGGGAACAUAAACAUUUUUUUACAUGCAACCUAAAGGGAAAUCUACUAAAAUUUAAAAAUCAACUUAGACUACUUGUUUUAGAUGAAGCUGAAAGAGAGUAUCAGCGGUGUUGGAGGUAGCUAAGAAAACAGACACUAUUCUGUUCAGGUUCAUUUAAAAUCUGGCUUCCUCCCACAGGCCAUAAACAUGGCUGUUAUGUUAAUGGGAACCUCUAAAUUGCCCUUAGGUCUGUGUUUCUUCAUUCUCCUGCGGU
Molecule: messenger RNA, 2221 nt
Organism: Cyprinodon tularosa
Lineage: Eukaryota; Metazoa; Chordata; Actinopteri; Cyprinodontiformes; Cyprinodontidae
Gene: tacr3l
Product: tachykinin receptor 3-like
Exons: 5
Coding region: 158-1624 (488 amino acids)
Biological process (GO): positive regulation of flagellated sperm motility; G protein-coupled receptor signaling pathway
Cellular component (GO): sperm midpiece; plasma membrane
Molecular function (GO): tachykinin receptor activity
Source: RefSeq, a predicted model, not a curated record